UUGCUGAUCUCCUGGGAUUUUCACAUGUAAGAGUUGAGUUUACAGAGAAUGGUGUAGAACAAUAAAACAUCCCAGCACAUGGGAGUUCUGUGGGUGAAAUCACUUUGUUAAUGAGAGAGGUUAGAGGAAAAUGACCAGGAAGGUUCAAGCUGAGAGGAAGGCAACAGUAACUCGAAUAACCAUAACAACCGAGGUGUGCAGAAGAGAAUCUCAAAAUGCACAGCCUGUUGAACAUUGACGUGAAUGGGCCACUGCAGAAGGCCAUAUACCCACACACAAUAUCCUCUCCAGAUUUCCCUAACCGCCUGCUUUAUUACUAAAAUAGUUUCAAGAGCAAUUGCACUAAGUUCAUUGUUAGCCAUUGGUUCACACUCCAGUUAACUUCAUUUAUUCCCAAUCCGUUUCUGCCCUUCUUUAGACUACCCAACACUCUUCCUUUCUGUUUCAAUAUGAUAUUCCCCUGGUUAAGAUCAUAAGACACUGGAGAAAAAUUAGGCCAUCCAGUCUGUUCCGGCAUUUCAUCAUGGCUGAUUUAUUAUCCCUCUCAACCCAAUUUUUCUGCCUUCUACCUUUAAUGGUCUUAACAAUCAAGAACACAUCAAACCUCCGCUUUAAAUAUACCCAAUGACUUGGCUUCCACAGCAAUGAAUUGCAUAGGCUCACCACCCUCUAGCUAAAGAUACUCCUCCUUAUCUCCAGUCUAAAGGGAUGUUCUAUUCUGAGGCUGUGCCCUCUUGGUCUUAACCUCCCCCAAUAUAGACGUCUCUUCUUGGCCUUUCAAUAUUCCAUAGGUUUCAAUGAGGUUGUCGCUCUUUCUUCUGAACUUGAGUGAUGCACCAUCAAUAACUCUAGGAGACUGGAAGUGAACGAUAGGCUUUUAUUAACAGCGAAAAGGGAGCAUGACAUCGCGAAGACUGAGGGAGGAGCAGUGCCCCAAUCGCCUUUAUCCAGGGGUCUGUGGGAGGAGCCACAGGAGCAGUUAGCAGAGGGGCGUGUCCAGGUAUACAUAGAGUGAAGCAGACCCAGAGCCAUCAAACCCUGUCGAUACGUUAACCCUUUCAUUCCUGGGGUCAUUCUCCAAUGCCAACACAUCCUUUCUUCGAUCAGGAUCACACGUGCUCACAAUACUCUAGAUGUGACUCAUAAAGCCUGAUUACAUCCCUGAUUAGUGGCUAAUCAACCGACGGCUUUUCUGAGGUUAGUUGGAACAGCCAGGGGUGCUUAUCCCCGAAUACUUCGAACAAAAUCGUAAUUCUUCAGCACGGUACCAUUGUGGCACACCUGGUGGACAGUCACGGUAUUGCAGCAGCCCCGCAAUACCGGAAAGUGGAAACAUUUUAAAUCCGGAGGAAUCGCUGGUCAAGAUGGCUUCGAAAGAUCAAAUCGACAGUUUAACCGAGGACGUAAUUUGCCCCAUUUGCCUGGAUUUCUUCAGCAAUCCGGUGAUACUGGAGUGUGGACACAACUUCUGUCGCUCCUGUAUCACACUAUAUUGGGAAAGUACGGAGAGGGACACUUGUCCGGAAUGUAGAGCUAAGUUUGCAGACACCAGUGUCAGGGUCAACUGGGCUUUGGGGAGUCUCUCCGAGAAAGCACGAAAGCUAAACCUGAAUCCAAAAGAGAAGAAAAGUAAACUUCACUGCGAGGAACAUGAGGAAGAAUUAAAGCUGUUUUGUGAAACUGACAAGAAACUGAUCUGUGUUAUUUGUGUGGCUUCGCGAGAACACAGAGAGCACCGCUUCCUGCCGAUUAAAGAGGCCGUUGAAAUCUGUAAGGAUCAGAUGAAAUCCUUUUUACAAUCUCUCACAAAAAGGAAAUCAGCAAUGGAGGAAUUAGAGCAGCAACAGACGGAGAAGAUUUCUGACACUCGGAAACAGUCGCACAUCCUUCAGUCCCACAUCACAUCCCUGUUUGCUGAACUGCGCCGGAUUCUCACCGAGAAAGAGCAGCGCUUACUCCGAGAUCUCAGGGACGAAGAGGAGAGGCUUCUGAAUACUAUGGAGAAAAAUCUUCGCCAGAUUCAAGAGAAUUUAGACUCUCUUCAGGCGGAGCAAUCAUAUGUGAAGGGAUGGAUAGACCAAGAAGACAGUAUGAUCUUACUGAAGGGGGGAUGGGCGCGCGCCCUGUCGCACUCCUCGCUCGGUCGGUCGCACUCUCUGGACUUCAACCGCCAUGGCCCCGAUAUGGGAACCUCUGUUCCUUACUUUGUCCUCUCACUGGAAGAAUUUAAUUGGAUGAAUAGGAUUAGCGAUGACGAUUCUACAUUGUCAGUAGCAGACAAUGUCCUUGAUGCUGGAAAAUUUGACAAUCCCUAUUUGUUGAUUGAGCUGUUGCGUGAAAAGUUAGACAGCAUAAAGCGAGUCCCUGUCACCCUGGAUGUGAAAACAGCGUCUCAGGAACUUGACGUGUCUAAGGAUCGGAAGUGUGUCAGACUCUAUCCGUCCGCGGCGGUGCACGGAUUGGCCAAGCACUUACUGGGCCUUUUGGACACUGGGAUGCGGUUCACUGUCCAGCCGUGUACGCUGGGAUCAGAGGGAUUCACAUCUGGGAGACAUUACUGGGAGGUGGAGGUGGCAGGGAAUCGGAGAUGGAGGCUGGGAAUCGCCGCGGAGUCUGUGGAGAGGAAGAAAGAAGUCAAACUGAAACCGAAAACUGGUUUCUGGGCCAUUGGUCGAAGUGUUGACAGUUUUUAUGCAUUCACCUCCCCUCGAUCCUCUCUCCCUGCCGAUCGCAUCCCCAGGAGGGUGGGAGUUUAUCUCAGUUACGAGUCCGGGACAGUUUCAUUUUACAACGCGGAGACCAAGUCCCACCUCCACACCUUCACUGGGAAUAAAUUCAUGGAGAAACUUUAUCCUUUCUUCAGGACACGGGAUGAAAAACAUUGGUUGAGAAUUUGCUCCAAUUUUGCUCUGGAUCCUUAAAAUGACUUGGACCUGGGACCCAGUUGAGGAGUGGGGCACAGUGGGUUGUGGGGCAGAAACUCCGCUGACAACAGGUACUGAAUGGGUCCCAGUUAAUCCCUAAAUUCUGCAUUGUAAAAACCAACAAACCUGGAAAAAAACAGUUGGAACAAUAAAUAAAAAAUAAUUUAUGCUGUAGCUCUAUUAGUUUCAAUAUAUUAACUGCGUCCGUCAAUAGAUCUGAAACCCUUCUGCUUGAAACAGUAACCCGUCCUGGAAACUCUGAUUCUGCAGUAGUCACGUUUAACAUGUCCUACUGAGUCCUCUGGGUUCACAUGUCCUGAGUCAUUCAUUUAAGCAAGGUCGGCGUGGUGCAAGAUAAAAAUUGUCUCAACCCGUUCUUUGUUUCCACAUCUACAGUAUGCUCAAAGUUGUUGAUAGGGUGUGUGGUGCGUUGGCUUUCAUUAGUCAGGGAUUGUGUUCAAGAGCAGCAGGGUAAUGUUGCAGCUCUAUAAAACUCCAGUUAGACCACCCUUAUGAACCUCCCCCCGGGUUUCCUUGGGCUGCAUAAGUCUGGGGAUACACAGUCCGGUCCCGACAAAGCUGCGAAAUCGAGACGGUUCUCCACCCCGAUCCCUGGUUUGUGUGGAUGCUACCCUGUUACAACUCAAUGCUAAGAAACAACAGACAGGCAAUUAAAGGAGUUAUAUUUAUGAAUCUUAACUAAAGGGUAAGUAAAGAAAAGAAAGAAAAACACAAAAAGGGCCCAUUAUAAUUAAACAGUCAAAUCUGCACACGUUGGAGUUCAACUCGAUUUGCCAUUUUGCAGCGCAUUGAGUAGUUGCAUUCUUAACGGCUCCCUUUUUUUAUAUACUUUAUAUCCCACUGACAGAUCCUUUUUAGCUUUGAUGAUUUAUCACUUCUACUGAAGGAUUUAUUACUUUUACUGAAGGACUUACGAUCUAAUUACAAUGGCUGACAAAAGUCAUUUAGGUAUUGAACUGAGAAGCAUCAAGACUUUUCCUGAAAUGGAACAAACUAAGAAGGCGGAGGAACCUGUUACUUAAGCAGAAAUAUUUUCUUCAAUACAAGACAUGAAGUCAGAAUUUGGGUAGCUUAAUAUCAAGAUUGAUCAGCUGACCAGCUCAAACAGGAAGCUUGGAAAAGCUAUCUCUAUGGUUCAAGUUUCUCUGAAAAAUCUGGACUGUCAACUUCAAACACUUCAGCAGACUACAACCCAAAUUGAGAAUGAACAUGAUCAAUUCAAGCAAACUAUUAAAGAUCAAGGAAUGAAGAUACCUUCGAUGGAAAAGAAAAUCAAUGGUUACCUCGGAACUAUCUAAAACGAAGAAAAAAAAUGGUUGAUUUAGAUAGUAGAGGGCUUCGGAGGAAUUUGCAUAUUCUAGGACUGCCUGAAAAUACUGAAACUGGCGAAGAGUUAAAAUUCUUCUCAGAUAUGUUGUACACACUUUUUAGUGAGACCCUGGAAGCUAGCCCUUUAAUUGACAGAGUCUGUAGAAUUCUAUUUUCUUGGCGUUCACCUGAAUUACAUCUUCGACCAAUUGUGCUUUCUCUGCAUUAUUAUACAACCAAGGAAGCCAUACUUCGAGAAGCCAGAAAAAAACAAAAGUUAAUCUUUAAUUCAACAGAGAUUCGUAUAAUCGAAGACUAUCCUCCUGUAAUCUUUGCCAAAAGAAGGAAAUACCGAGAAGUCAUGAGAGAAAUCUAUAAGUUAGAUUUAUACCCUUCCCUUCGCAACCCAGCAAGGUUGAUAAUUCAUCCUGAAAAGUCUCUAUCAUUGAGAAUUUACUCUCCCCAGGAGGGAUGGGAGUACAUUAAAAAUCUUAAAGUUAAGCCUACUGAAUAAAAUCUGAAAGUUAACCCGAUUACUCAAUAGGUAAUUCUGAAGUAUUUUGUUGUUUGAGAUGUUUAUGGAUGUUGUGAGUUAAGUUUUUUAAGUCUCUGGUAUGGGACGUGGCGGACUAAACCUUUUUUUAACCUAUUAAUGUUCAGUAUAUGCAUAACUGUUUUGUAGGGAACUUUUAUAGUAUAAUCUAAUGGUCCGUACAGGACCUGGCGUGUAUUAAUCUUUUUAUUUCUUUUAGUUGUUUUAAUAUUAACAUAGGUUUAGGUUUAUUAUAUAAAUACACUCAUUUAUUUUUUUUUGAGAGAAAGAAUUCUGUCUGUAAUAUUAUUUGCUUGGAUUUAUUCUUUUUUGAAUAUGUGAUUAAGAUACCUUAGUU
Messenger RNA from Hypanus sabinus (Atlantic stingray), 5143 nucleotides. RefSeq names its product nuclear factor 7, brain-like. The record is from RefSeq and is a predicted model, not a curated record. Gene Ontology annotation, molecular function: zinc ion binding; protein binding. The coding region runs from base 1365 to 2921 and encodes 518 amino acids. Lineage: Eukaryota; Metazoa; Chordata; Chondrichthyes; Myliobatiformes; Dasyatidae. The transcript has 7 exons.